CUCCAUUCAACCAAGCUCUAUAUCGGUUUUGACUAGCUAGUACUCAAUACUUCCCUCACCCAAUGGUUCACUACCAAGUUACUAUCCAUGGGGUUGCUAUCAGUAUCCCAGACAAGGACUCUGCUCAUGCAGAAGCUCUUGUCGCCCGUUUUCCGUACGAGGAUUCGUCAUUUGAAAUCGAGACUGUUGCACGCUUUGUAAACUUUGCUGCAACCGAGGACACCGAUGUCGCUGUCGCUGCCUUCCAGUACCUUCACCAAAAGUACUGCUCGAUUGACAACAUACAUGUCGUUGUCCAGCAGCUCAAGCUCACGACCGAGCAAGCUCAGUCUGUCAUCAAAGGAUACUACUCGGUCUGGGAUGUGCUUGAAUCCCGUGAGAUGCUGCCCGAUGUCCCCCGCCCCGCGCUCUUUACCGACGACGGGGUGAAGCCAACCGCUAUGUUUGGCGGCUACGGCGGCAUGGACAACUAUCUGGACGAGGCUGUCUGGCUUCUUGACGUCUAUCACCCACUUCUUGCCGACUUUGUCGCUGAGAUGGCUGAAUUCUUGCUGGUCACAACGCAGGAUUCGCCUUUCACACGUGUUUAUAAUCAGCCGAUAGACCUCAUGGGCUGGCUUCUUCACCCCGAGUCGCGUCCGAAUAUGGAUCUUCUCGCUGCUAUCUAUAUUGCGUCGCCAAUCCUAGCUCUAAUCCAACUGAUGCACUUGAUGGUCUUGUACAAGACACUCAGGAUUACCCCGGGCGAACUUUCUCAGUCAUUCAGAAGUGUCAUAUCUCAUAGCCAAGGCAUUGCUAUUGCGACAAUGAUUCCGACGGUGACUGAUGAAAAGUCCUUUUACGCAAAGUCGAAGAAGGUGCUGGGCACGCUUAUCGCUGGAUCCUAUGCGAUUCAAGUUGCUGUCCCCUCGAGUCAGUGGAUACUGAUACUGCUGCCAAUGUUGUUCCGUCUGACGGCAAACCAUCACCCAUGGUGUCCAUCCGUGGUGUUCCUCUUCCGGCGCUUAAGAAGCUGAUUGCUCAGUUCAAUUCCUGCUACCUUUCGCCCACCGAUCACGUCUACCUGGCGCUCAUCAACACCUUUGACCUAUUUGUUGUCACUGGGUCGUCUGAAGGUUGUCGUGCAAUUUGUAC
Molecule: messenger RNA, 1134 nt
Organism: Linderina pennispora
Lineage: Eukaryota; Fungi; Kickxellomycota; Kickxellomycetes; Kickxellales; Kickxellaceae
Exons: 2
Coding region: 63-1016 (317 amino acids)
Biological process (GO): long-chain fatty acid biosynthetic process
Cellular component (GO): fatty acid synthase complex
Molecular function (GO): transferase activity
Source: RefSeq, a predicted model, not a curated record